AUGUCAAAGACAAUGCCCACUCUGGAACUCAAUCCUCACAAACGGAUUCCCCUUCUCAAAAUCAAAACACACCACCCCGAUCAUGAGCCACAGCUCCCCAUUAGUGAGACAAAGUCUCACCCCACCCGUCCAUCAGCCUCCGACCUACCAGACUCCCCCCCAUCAAACAACACCGGCAGCAUCUACUUCAUCGGCACCGCCACCACCAUCCUCUCCUGGCACGGCGCCCGCAUCCUAACCGAUCCCAACUUCCUCCACGCCGGUGACCACGUCCACCUCGGCCCAGGCGUCACCUCGGAACGUCUCACCAAUCCCGCAGUAGACAUCAACGCCCUCCCACCCCUAGAUUGCAUCCUCCUAUCCCACUACCACGAAGACCACUUCGACCGCCUAGUCGAAGACUCCCUCAGCCGCCAAUUCCCCAUCAUCUCCACCCCCCACGCCAAAUCCUGCCUCACUUCCCCUUCCAAACCAGAGCCCUUCCAGAAUGUCACUGCCCUGGACUUUUUCGACUCCCUGAUCAUGCCCAUCGUUCAGCCCACCUCCACCAACAGCAACGGCAAAACCCCUCAAAUCAAAGUAACAGCCAUGCCAGGGAAACACGUCCCCCCCGGCCCCCUCGCCGUCGCCAACGACCUCCUAGGCGCUGUCCCACCCACCAACGGCUGGCUUCUAGAACUGGGAUACACCACCUCAUCCGAAACAGCACAAAACACCCAAGUAGGCUACAGGAUCUACAUCUCGGGUGACACCCUCCUCAUCGACGAGCUGAAGCAGAUCCCACAAUGGCUUCACGGAGAAAAGAUCGACCUGAUGCUUGUCCACCUUGGCGGAACUACGAUCCCGGGUGCAAAGAUGCCGCUCUUGAUGGUGACAAUGGAUGGGGUGCAAGGGGUGAAACUCAUGAAGAUGAUGAAUCCCGACAUCACCAUCCCAAUUCACUACGAUGACUAUGACGUGAUGUUGUCGGGGCUGGAUGACUUCAAAAAGGAGGUCAACGGUGCAGGGUUGCAGGACAAAGUCGUGUAUCUGGAUAGGGGGGAGGAGUAUCAGUUUCAGGUCAGGGGGCUAUAA
This is a messenger RNA of Podospora bellae-mahoneyi, 1074 nucleotides long. RefSeq lists its product as uncharacterized. NCBI's taxonomy places the organism in Eukaryota, Fungi, Ascomycota, Sordariomycetes, Sordariales, Podosporaceae. The record is from RefSeq and is a predicted model, not a curated record. Bases 1 to 1074 code for a protein of 357 amino acids. The transcript has a single exon.